GUUGCGUUGAUUCGCCCUCAUAGCUGGCCUUUGCACGGAGCCUGUGGCGGCGGAACAUUGUGCAAGACAGUCCCGGCCUGCCGUUUGGGAUCUUUGGCCGUACCCUGACCGCCACGCGUCCGUGCCUGGCUCAAGCUGGACAGAGCUCCCCCUUCUGAGCCGACCGCGUGGGAUCACGCGGCGUCCCCAGCGGGCCCUCGCCGAUGUACGCCGCCGGGGGGGGCCAUACAGUUCUGCUCACGAGCGAUGGCACGGCCGUGGCCUGCGGCGGCAAUCAUGAGGGCCAGUGUGACAUCCCAGCGCUGGCCGCGGGCCUGAGUUACAUGCAGGCUGCCGCUGGAUUUCGGCACACAGUUCUGCUGAGCAGCGAUGGCGCGGCCUUGGCCUGCGGCAACAAUGAGCAGGGUCAGUGCGUCAUCCCAUUGCUGGAUGCUGGCCUAGCUUACACGCAAGCCGCCGCUGGAUAUGGUCCUACAGUUCUGCUCAGGAGCGAUGGCAGUGCUGUGGCCUUUGGCAACAAUGAUGAGUGCCAAUGUGACAUCCCAGAUCUGAAUGAUGGCCGUACUUACGCGCAGGCUGCCGCUGGAGGUGGCCAUACCGUUCUUCUCAAGAGCGAUGGCGUGGCCGUGACGUGUGGCGACAAUGAAAGGGGUCAGUGCGACAUCCCAGCGUUGGGAGCUUGCCAGAGUUACACGCAUGCAGCUGCCGGAGGUGGUCAUACUGUUUUGCUCAGGAGCGAUGGCGCUGCUGUGGCCUGCGGGAACAAUGAUGAUGGUCAGUGUGACAUCCCAGCGUUGGCCGCGGACCAGAUUUACACGCAGGCUUCUGCUGGAGGUUACCAUACAGUUUUGCUCCGGAACGAUGGCACAGUAGUUGCCUGCGGCGAAAAUUAUUCGGGCCAGUGCGACAUUCCCGUGUUGACCGCGGGCCUGACGUACAGGCAAGUUGCAGCUGGAGAUGGCCAUACCGUUCUGCUCAGAAGCGAUGGCACUGCUGUUGCCUGCGGCAGCGAUUUGAGCGGCCAGUGCAAAGUCCCGGUGUUGGCCACAGGCUUGUUUUUUGCCGCCCAUUUGUUACCAACGUUGCUCUUGCAGGCCUCACUCGUUGACGGAGCGAUCUGUUUCGCGACACUGGGAGGUGAGGAACGCUGCCGAUUCAGGGCAGGGCCCUCCGCUCUCCUGACAGGGAUCUGAAGGGCUGCGGUCUCUGCCGCCGCCCCACCUAAAGCCAAGCCAUCAUGGGGUUAUGCUUAUCGUCUCACCAAUCGCCAUCUCCAUUGGGCCAUGUUUUCUCAGCCCCACGAUCCCACCACCCCAAAUUUGGGAUAUGCUCCGCGAAACCCGACGGGAACAGCAUGCAUUCCCGUGUAGUGGGUUCAGUCGGCCAGUGUGGCCACGGCCGCGUUAGUGGGGAUAGGGAUCGGUUGAACGAUGGCCAGG
Molecule: messenger RNA, 1439 nt
Organism: Prorocentrum cordatum
Lineage: Eukaryota; Dinophyceae; Prorocentrales; Prorocentraceae
Source: the annotation of a GenBank genome assembly